GAGAAGCCGGCCGGGCUCAGGGACGAUAAUGGCGGGGGUCCCGCGGCUGCGGCCGCUGCUCUGGCUGCUGUUGCUGGCCGUGGCCUUCGCCGCCCCGGAGCAAGAGGCCGGCCGCGAGCGAGACCUUCCGCCUCAACAGGAGCAGCAGAAGCCGCCGCCGCAGCAGCCGCAGCCGGUCGUGCAGGGGCCGGAUCUCGCCCGGGCGGAGAAAGGACCUACCCUGGUUGUUCCCAUCCAUUCCGUUAGUGAAGAUUCUUCGGAUAAAACUAACCUAGGAUUUAUCCAUGCAUUUGUGGCUGCCAUAUCUGUCAUCAUUGUUUCAGAACUGGGCGAUAAAACCUUCUUUAUUGCUGCUAUUAUGGCAAUGCGUUAUAAUCGCUUAACAGUGCUGGCCGGUGCUAUGCUGGCCUUAGGGCUGAUGACGUGUCUAUCCGUUUUAUUUGGUUAUGCUACCACAGUAAUUCCCAGAAUAUAUACCUACUACGUGUCAACAGCGCUAUUUGCAAUUUUUGGCAUCCGAAUGCUUCGAGAAGGCUUGAAGAUGAGCCCAGAUGAAGGUCAGGAAGAAUUAGAGGAAGUUCAAGCAGAACUCAAAAAGAAAGAUGAAGAACUCCAGAGAAUGAAACUGUUAAAUGGGCCUGGAGAUUUGGAAACGGGUACAGGCCCUGUGAUACCUCAGAAGAAAUGUCUGCAUUUUAUUUCUCCAAUUUUUGUGCAAGCAUUUACUUUAACAUUCUUAGCUGAAUGGGGUGAUCGCUCUCAGUUGACCACCAUUGUUCUGGCAGCAAGAGAGGACCCCUAUGGUGUGGCAGUGGGUGGAACAGUUGGGCAUAGCUUGUGUACUGGCCUAGCAGUGAUUGGAGGAAGAAUGAUAGCACAAAAAAUCUCAGUUCGAACUGUGACAAUCAUAGGAGGCAUUGUUUUCUUAGCAUUUGCAUUCUCUGCACUAUUUAUAAGCCCAGAUGUUGGAUUUUAGCAAGACAUUUUUCCUUUUCCUUGAAAUACAAGAAUUAGAACCAGUGACUCUGCCUUUGGUUUCCUGUAUAUAAUGUACAGCUACUUCGUCAAACAAGCACUGAAGAUAGGAUGCUGUCAUUUUAUAGUAACAAUUAGUUUCAUAUAUUUUGUAGAUACAGUUUCUGCUGGACACUUAUAUGAUCUAUAUAUUUGGGACAUGAAUAAUGUACAUUUGCUUACUGUAUCGGCUCAGAUAAACAGGUCCAGCUCCUGAAAUUUUGUGGACUUGUUUUACCUACAGAUGUUCAAAAACCACUGCUUGAAAAUCCCCUCUGAUUUUAUUGCUCAAGCACAGGGUUCCACAAUCAGAAAUGAAGAGCUAUUCCAGUGACUAACUCAUCUACUCAAGACAUUGAAUGUGGUGGACUUGUGGAAGGAUCAGGAUACUUUGAUAUAGAAUGUGCUAAUUCAGAAAUGGUCUCAAAAUACAGAAUCCAUCUAGAUAUUUACAGAUCAAUGUUUUUGUAUUUAUACUGAACAUUUGAUGCAUUUUCAGAUUAAAAUAUUCUUAAAGUGG
Molecule: messenger RNA, 1534 nt
Organism: Candoia aspera
Lineage: Eukaryota; Metazoa; Chordata; Lepidosauria; Squamata; Candoiidae
Gene: TMEM165
Product: transmembrane protein 165
Exons: 6
Coding region: 29-976 (315 amino acids)
Biological process (GO): Golgi calcium ion homeostasis; calcium ion transmembrane transport; Golgi calcium ion transport
Cellular component (GO): Golgi apparatus
Molecular function (GO): manganese ion transmembrane transporter activity; calcium ion transmembrane transporter activity
Source: RefSeq, a predicted model, not a curated record